Melampsora larici-populina 98AG31 is the source of this 2154-nucleotide messenger RNA. RefSeq lists its product as uncharacterized. The record is from RefSeq and is a predicted model, not a curated record. The transcript is spliced from 3 exons. NCBI's taxonomy places the organism in Eukaryota, Fungi, Basidiomycota, Pucciniomycetes, Pucciniales, Melampsoraceae. Bases 300 to 1700 code for a protein of 466 amino acids.
CUUUUCAUUGGUACCACGUCGUUUCAACCCACCAAACUCUUGUCAUCAACAUAAACAUACUUGCGCAUCGAGGUGUAUAUCACUCCGCUCCGCUUCAUUUCACUACUCCAGCAAAUCGCUCCAAUCUAAGUAAUUUCUCCGAGGUUUAUUGUCCGCGUUUUCAUGAUAAGUCAUUACCUUUUCAAUUUUUCUAUCUGAUCUCACUCGACUUGCAGGUUUUGAGCUUCCGCAGAAUCAAUUCUGAAGGAUUGACUGGUAUCUGAUCAGCCCAGUGAACUUUUGCUCAUCCAGAACUCGCUAUGAACUCUCCUUCUACAUCACAUCGUCCCGCGACAUCUCUUCGUUCAUUUAAGUCACUCGUCAGAAGUCGAACCCAAACUUUCGCCCAUAGGGAGCCUUUCGUACCCCGAAGUCAGAUUGAUGCCCUCAAGACUGAAAAGCAUGCAGGCGAUAUUCAUUCAGAGAUGAAGAUUGAGACAGGAAAAGCUGAUUUAUCAAGAACGACUUCAACGCCCAUCGAAAUUGCUUCAGACGAUGCCGAAACUCUUACUUUGAAUCAAAGUGAUGCGACUUCGCCAACCCGGUCCAUCUUUCCAUCGAAGUCAUCUAGUCGUCCAACCCUACGCCAAAGAAGAUUCAGUCGAUCAAUGCAAUCUCUGAGUCGUGAGUUCAAGUUCGAUGGCGGUGAAUCAUCUUUGUCUUCUGGGAAUCUUCAUAAAACAUUUCGCAAAUGGCAAGCACCUAGGGAUAGUUACAUAGAGAUUGAUAGCGAUCCAGACGACUGUCCAGAAGACUUCCAAGUUGUGGUGGCUGUGAUUGCUACCGUUACUGCAAAGCCCGUUCUCACGCCAUUGGUGACACCUAAACAGUCUGCCCACUUUCAGCACUCCGACUUUCCUGAACUCCCCACGAAUAUCUCUGCGAUCUCUGCAGCAAACUUUCCAGAAUUUUAUACUUCUACCUCAACCCUACCCGUGGUCUCUAGUCAGGAUGGUGCCGGCUCGGUGGAAACCGGAAAGCUGGAUGAUGGCCCAAUGGAGAACAUUUCAACCUCUGCGGAACUCAAAUCACCCAAAUCCCCUUCGGAUAAAUCGAGCUUUGGAUCUUCAGCAGAUAUAGGCUUGAACCGCUCGACUGGUCCCAGCUUGAGUAGCUCGAUUGGUCCCAGCUCAGACAAUUCAUGCGGCAUAAGUUUGAGAGGUGGUCCGACGCCCAGCACAGCUCUCGCCGUCAAGAGUCCAGUGAAGGAUCCUUGUCUACCCCUUUCAAUCCAACCGAACGGAUUCAGUUCUCCGUCUUAUCCUAAAUUAAUACGGACUCCUAUUCACGCUACGCAUAUCAGAUCAGAAAUCCCGAGAAGAGGUUCCGAGGGAGUCUUACCGAAGCUUCCCACAAGACCCAAACGAUCAGGGACUUUGCCCUCACGAAACUUCACGAAGGACUCACCACUGGCACCUGCCACAGAUACUUUAGCAUGUCCAUGGGAAGUAGAAGAAAGUCAAGAACUACAACCUUUUAUAAAAACAGUAGAUCAGACCAACACCACAGAUUGCAAUAAGAGUAUCUCAUCACGUCACAAGUAUAGGCCGCUGAAAGAGAAAAUAGGCGCGAGUUCAUUCUUUCGUAAAUUGGCUCAUAAAAUUUCUUCGCCUAAUAAAUAUUAUAAUAGAUCAGAUUCACCAGCUCCUAUAGAAAGAUAGUAUUUGAACUUUUCACUCUUUUCUCAAUAUUUUCUUCUCUUUAUCUCAAGAAUUCGAUAUUUCGUUGCUUUCCUUGAUCAAAGAUCACUUUGAGAUAAGCCUUUUAAUUGAUUUUCAAUCUUGAUCGACUGGUGUCAUCUGCAUAUUAUUUUGUUGUUGAUUCAGCCUUUGUGUCCUUUAAAUUUCAUGUAUUCUGAUAUUUAUUCCUAUUUACAAUUCCUCAUUACUUCGAUAGUGCUUGUCAUAGCUUUUAGAUCUUACAUCUUUUCAAUACUUGAAAUUACCCUCAUUUACCCGUCUUACAAACGUGCUGAUAGUACAGAUAAUGUGACUAGAACUUGAUUUUUCUGAACUAACCUCAUACUGCACGACACGAGUGAGCCUUCGAUUUGUAUGAGGCCUCCAAAAAGAAUGAUGCGUGUGUGUCGAAUCCCCGGUUGGGGUAUAUGGUGUU